UAAUGCUGGUAUAUUAAAUAUAAUUUGUUCUGUUUCUAUUUCAGAAUCAAAAGACAAUGCAGAUUUUGAUAUUUUUCGCCGUGAUCCAGGUGUCGCUGACUGCUAAAAUUCUUAUGACGUUUUCUCCAGUGACAAGUCACUGUCUGGAAAUGGCUGCCAUUGGCAACGAACUGGUCAGGAGAGGGCACAGCGUGUCAGCGUACGUUCCUGAAUUUUUCGAUACAAGAUAUUGUUUACAGGAUUCGAAGAUACAACGUUUAACGUUUGAUGUGAGCGAACGCACCAAGACAGAUUAUAAAGAGACACACAGUGCCACAGUGAGAAAUAUAGUGACAAGAGAAAAGAACAUGAUUCGAAGUCUUCUGGACAUAUUCGUGAUGAUUAACAGUAUCUGUGACAGCCAGCUCUCAAACCGAGUUCAACUAGAUGAGUUGAAAGAGGCCGGAUAUGACGUAGUAAUGACGGAGGGUCUUCCAUUCGCCCACUGCUACUAUCUUGUUCCGUAUUACCUGGGUGUCGCUACCGUGUCUGUUUCUAGUGUGUUUUUCGGUUUUGACAGCGGGGAGGUUUUCCAGCCAUACACCUACCCUCAUACAAUUGGCUCGUACACCAACGAAAUGACGACUUUACAAAGAAUAUUGAACAGCUUCCACUACAUUCUUGUAACUGUCAUGCUGCAAGUCUUUAAGCCUCCGUUUGAUCUCACUAAAUAUGGCGAGCCGUUCACGGACAUUGUCCCGCAGACACUGAUCCGAGAAUCGUCGUUGUAUCUCGAUAAUUCUGACUACAUUGCUGAUUAUCCGAAAGCUACCUUCCCCAACUUCGUACAGAUAGGGGGGUUGACAGCUCGCCCACCAGCACCUCUACCUAAUGAUCUGAAGACAUAGCUCGAUAACU
This is a messenger RNA of Gigantopelta aegis, 897 nucleotides long. Its product is annotated as UDP-glucuronosyltransferase 3A2-like. NCBI's taxonomy places the organism in Eukaryota, Metazoa, Mollusca, Gastropoda, Neomphalida, Peltospiridae. Gene Ontology annotation, molecular function: UDP-glycosyltransferase activity. The coding region runs from base 57 to 887 and encodes 276 amino acids. The transcript has a single exon. The record is from RefSeq and is a predicted model, not a curated record.